Messenger RNA from Etheostoma spectabile (orangethroat darter), 4758 nucleotides. It is a transcript of the gene ift54, whose product is annotated as TNF receptor-associated factor 3 interacting protein 1. Gene Ontology annotation, cellular component: intraciliary transport particle B; ciliary basal body; axoneme. The transcript has 17 exons. NCBI's taxonomy places the organism in Eukaryota, Metazoa, Chordata, Actinopteri, Perciformes, Percidae. Gene Ontology annotation, molecular function: microtubule binding. The record is from RefSeq and is a predicted model, not a curated record. Gene Ontology annotation, biological process: cilium assembly; regulation of microtubule cytoskeleton organization; intraciliary transport. Bases 312 to 2282 code for a protein of 656 amino acids.
ACUUUAUGUAUGCAUUGCUAUCUGGCUAACUACUGCCACAGAUGUAUAAUAAGCAUAAUAAGAGACCAUUGCAGCUUGCAGCCUUUGUUGCAGGUUGUUAGCUGUUGCUAUGGACACAAGCAGCGCCUAGCAACCGUAACACUCAGCGCAGGCGCAGUCGUAAUUAAUGAUGCACUAUGGGAUUGCAGAACAUUGACAUAGCAACCAGGCGACAGAGCCGCCAGGACUGGUUCUUUCUCUGCAUUAGCUUGCUAGUUUUUACGUUAUUUUACUACGUUUAAGCUUCUUAGCUUUACUUUUCGACGACUGCCAUGAAUGCGACAGUGGUAAAAAAGACCCAGGACACGCUGGGCAAAGUAAUAAAGAAACCGCCUCUCACGGAGAAACUGCUAAGCAAGCCGCCGUUUCGAUACCUUCACGAUAUCUUCAGUGAGAUCAUCAGAACCACUGGUUUUAUGAAAGGAUUGUAUGAAGAAAAUGAUAUGAAGUCAGAUAAUGUUAAGGAUAAGGACUCCAAAAUAGCCUUCCUCCAGAAAGCGAUAGAUGUUGUGAUGCUGGUGAGUGGCGAGCCCCUGGUGGCAAAGCCAGCACGCAUUGUGGCCGGCCAUGAGCCUGAGAAAACCAAUGAGCUGUUGCAGGCCAUGGCCAAGUGCUGCAUCAAUAAGAUGUCCAGUGACGAUGCAGUGAAGCGAGUGCUUGCAGGAGAAAAGGUGGACAUAAAGACCAAAGCCAGCACUUCCAGGUCCCAGGACAAGGAAAAUAGGGAGGGACGUGAACAUCAUCUGGAUAGAGAGGAGAAGAAAAAGAUUACAGAGCGCAGCGGGAGCCGGGACCAAAAGGACCCAGACCAGCCCAAAGAGCAGGAGAGCCGACGCAGAGAUGGGGAGAAAGACCACCACCGUGACAGGGAGCGCUCUGAUAAGCACCACCGCAGGGAACAGGACCACCAUGACAAAGACAAGAGCCGGGAGCGAGACAAGGAUAAAGACAAAGGACGAGUCAAAGAUAGGGACAGAGAGAAGGACAGAGAGAGGAACCAAGAAAGGGACAAAGACAAAGAGAGAGACAAAGAGAAGGACAGAGAUAGGGACCAAGAAAGGGAAAAAGACAAAGGCAGAGAAAAGACAAGAGAUAGGGAUUCCCGCAGAGACCGGGAAAGAGACAAGGAAAAACGAAGAGACAAAGAGCGGGAGAAAGAUAGGGAGCGACACAAAGAGGGCGAAGAGAGAAAGAAAAGUGGAGAGAGUGGCAACAGCAAGGCCAGAGUAUCAGAAGAACCACAGCAAAAACCCAACCCUGAGCCGAGCAAAACAGCCAAACAUGUGCCAGCAGAACCAAACCCAGAUUACAAGCCUGCAGAAGUAGUGGAGAACCAGCCUGAUAGUCCAGCUAGAAUACCUCGGCCUUCAUCUGCCAAAGGGCAGAGGCGGAGACCAAAAAUUGGAGGUCAAGAUGAGUCUGACAGUGAAGGAGAGGGAGAUGCUCUGUUAGCCCAGAGACCUUCCCCCCAGGAACAUGGAGACAUUGCAGGCUCCUCAGUGCCAUCGGACAUGGCCUCCAGCAACAGGAGAAUACCACGGCCCAGCAGCGCUCGGCCAGCACCUCCCCGAGUCAAGAAACAGGAAAGUUACUCUGAUGUGACCCCAGCUGAGAGGCUGUCCAGUGCCAAGCCCUCAGCACCGGUCAUCAUGGAUGGGAAGAUGCUGUCUGAGGAUGAGGAGGAUGAAGAUGAGCAAUUUCUUGUGGAGGUGCCUCCACCUUCAGAUUCUCCUGAGAUGGAUGUGGGGCUUGCACAAGAACUCAACAGUGAAAACAAACAUGGUGGCCUUGUGAAAAGGAUCCUUGAGACCAAGAAAGACUAUGAAUUGUCCCCAUCUUCCCCCAAAUCUAAAGAACAGAACGUGGUGUCUGAAGCAGCACGCAAGAAGGAGCGGGACAUGGUGACCCGGGAGAUAGAUCGGCUGCGCUCAUCCAUCCAGACGGUGUGCCGCAGCACCCUGCCUUUGGGUAAGAUCAUGGACUACAUACAGGAGGACAUGGACGCCAUGCAGGCUGAACUGCGCACCUGGCGGCGGGAGAACAAAGAGCACGCACAGGCGUUGCUGCAGGAGCAGAGAGCAACAGACAGGGCAGUGGAACCUCUUAAGUUAGAACUAGCUGAGCUGGAGCAGCUGAUUAAGGACCAGCAGGACAAGAUUUGUGCUGUAAGGUCCAACAUACUGAAGAAUGAAGAGAAGAUCCAGAAGAUGGUUACUGGAAUCAACUUCUCCGCCAGAACUUGAUGUGAGAAAGGAGGUCGACGAAAUAAAACUUUCCUAAAAUUGCACUGAAGAUUUAGGGAUGAACAGUGUCUCGUUCAGAAUACUGGCAAGGCCAUUUCUCUUGGAGACGAUGUGGGGUAGGACCAAACACUGCACUUUUAGGGGGUUUUGUCAGAGAAGGAGAUGGACCCAAUUGCGUCAGGUGGAUGUUCGUAAAUAAAAGCUCUAUAUGAUGGCUUGAAGGUCUGACUUUAAUCUAGCAUCUACUGUGACUAACAGAUAAAUAAAUACAAAAUAUGAUCCUUCUCUGCACACUAACUUUACCCCAUCGUUUACCCCUUUUCUGUAAUGGUGCCUUUGUGGAAUGAGCCAGUGCACGGUUAACUUGCAAGUUAGCCUAAAUAAUUCUAUUUUUAAUGCUGGGUGAAUUCAUCAAAAGUCUAAAUAUUUUAAAAUGACCAAUAAUUAACAUGAACAUUUCAUUUGCUGUACACCCAGCAAUCCUUGCACCAAAUUUUAAAACCUGUGUUCUUAAAAAAAAUAAAAAAAGCAGUCUGGAGCGUGGCACACUUAGUUUAGUUUAGUUUAGUUUCCUUGCCUCAGUUUUAAUUUUUCCUGGCUCUGGGGACUUGGGACAGUUUGAUUGAAGUAUAAAGCGGGAUGUGAUCUGAUUCAUUUGCUGUUUUCAACUGCGAUUAUUACAUCUCUUAUAGUGCUGUUGGACUAGCUAUACAACAGUUAAUAUGUACUCUUCUUCACAUUCAACUUGUUGAUUACAGGAAAGUUAAAAAAAAAUCUUGAUUUGGCAUGGGGAUGUCUAGGACUUAUGUGGGGAGUCCUGAUGGUCUAAUCGAUUGUAAUACAUGUUAGACAACUGUGGUGCCCUGGUUUGAAUCUGCCCGGGACCUGUAACUCGUCAUACUGAUCUUUUCUUUUUCUUCUAAACCUUUUUCUUCAAGCUUCCUCCCUCAAGCUAUCCUUCCAACAAAAAAAACUUUUUUCCUGUACUUACAACAACCUUAUACCUUAUAUCUUGUAAAAUCCAAAACUCAGUUUAUCUAUACGUUAUUUUUCACUGUUCCAUUUUUGAAGCACUGCUGCACUUUGAUAAGACUGAUUGGUUAGUGGAGGUGUGCCUUCAGUGGCAGUGUUGCAGUUCUUUCUUCUAUCUCGCAUACCCAUCUUAUAAAACAUAGGCACACUUAUUGAAUUUACGUUGAGGGAAACGUAAGCGUUUAUCCUUUCUCCCUGCAGUCAGUGAGCAAACAGAACAGCUGCCGUCAGGGAGCUCCCUCUGCUCUAUUUAUACUAUAGGAUUUGCCAAACUGUUUCUUUUUUGGAAUGGAGACAAUGUUUGGCCAGAUGGCAGCUUUUUGUAAGAACCUUCAAUUCUUUAUAAAUUAAAUUAAAAUAAAGAAUACAAAACUAUUUUACUAGCUCCUUUUGUGACUUUAAAAAAUGUGCUUUACAUAUGUAGCUAAUUAGAAAAUAUGAAGCAAUACUAGGCUGAGAUUGGAUUUGAGAUGUAUGACUGCAAGAAACCACUGUCCCAGUUUCCCCAAAAGUCCAAAAAUGCCAUCUCACUGAAGUCCAUGUGUGAAUAAAAUACACACAAACAAUGCAGUUACCAUAUUUAAGUAAUAGUACAACAGUUAAUUGAACUUGUACAAGUGCAGUUACUACCUCUGUUAGUUUUACUGCAGAUAUACAUGGAGACUGCCAGCAGUUACACUGCACUGUAAAAAGCACACACUUGGUUGGAUUGAUGAAUGUAAUUAAUUCUUUAAAUGCUUUUUUAUAAGCUCCAGUUGUAUUUGAACUAGUUUUGCCAGAUGUGAAUGUAAUGAGCAUACAUAUUGUAGCUAGACUUUCUCUUCUCUGCACAGAUCUCCAAAACAUCUGCCCAAAAAUGGGUUUCCACUUUGACUGCUUUGUCAGAAAAGUUACCAAUAGAAUAGGUGGCACAACAUCUCAAUACAGCUAGAGACUGAUAAUGUACAAACAGACAGCCAGUAGUUGCCAAUGGGAAGAACUGUUUAGCUUCUGACUGGCCAAUUGUGUUUGUUUAGAUUGAUCAUUGGCAUCAACAGCUACGGAAAGAGCAAAAUUACACUGCGUCAUUGCUUCAGUGGGAAAUAUUAAUGCAAUUCAUUUAACUGAUCUUUAUGAGAGGUAUUCACUAUGAAGAUUCCACAGUUAAAAUGUAUUCUCAUUUAGUCUGAUUUACUCCAUUUUCAUAUCAGUAUAUUUAGUCCAUCAAAUAUACUGUAACCUAUUGAAAAGUCAAAUUUUAAAAAGCAAAUUUAAAAACAUAACUUGUGGAAAAAAGUGAGACCCUGUGUGCUCAUAUGUCUUAUAUAAAAGGACGAUGUAAACUACUUGUACAAUAUCUUUGUUUCUCUUUAAACUGUACAAUAUGUAUAUGUGGAGAGAUUGUAUCAUAGUUCAAAUAAGUAUAUAAUUUUGUAGUGGAGUGAAAUAAAUUGUUACAUUACAA